Molecule: messenger RNA, 2367 nt
Organism: Cetraspora pellucida
Lineage: Eukaryota; Fungi; Glomeromycota; Glomeromycetes; Diversisporales; Gigasporaceae
Source: the annotation of a GenBank genome assembly
AUGAGUAGCCGACAAAACUCAGCAAACGAACUUCCAAAGCUAGCACUUGAUCUUGCAGUUCGGGCCGCUAAUGAGGAAAAAAUAGGAAAUAAAGAAAAGGCUUUAGAAUUAUAUACAAAAGCUGCUGAAAUUUUCGUGAAGGCUAUUAAAGAAACAAAGAACGAAUCACUUAAACAGAACUUGAUCACUAGAGUAAAUGCAUUGUUUGAUAGAGCUGAAAAGUUAAAAGCAUCUUCGUACAAACUUACACAAAAAGAAAUUGACAUACUUAAACGUACAUCCUAUAUUAAUGGAAAAUCUUAUCUGCCAUGGUUAGAAGCAGAUUUAAAAGAGGAAUUUAAAGAUGAAGAACCAUUUUUAGAUCCGGACGGCACAUUAUCUUUAUCGGAUCAACAGAUGGCUAACUUUGGUGCAUGGAAGCGACCAUUUCAAAUUAUGUCCAAUCCGAAAAUGUUUGUUACAACAAUUUCCAGUUCUGCUAUAAAACAGGACAUUGUUACUGAUUGUUCGUUUGUCGCGUCUUUGUGCGUCUGUGCUAAAUAUGAGCGAAAAUUCAACAAAAAGUUAAUUACAAGAUGUAUCUUUCCACAAGGCGACGAUGGCCCUGUGUAUAACCCAAGCGGAAAAUACAUGAUUAAAUUAAUAUCUAAUGGCAUUGCGAGAAAAGUAAGCGUCAUUAAAUUUAUUGAUGACUUACUUCCAGUGUCUCGGGAUGAAACUCUAAUGUGUACCUUCUCUACAAACAAAGAUGAACUAUGGCCUAGCAUUAUUGAAAAGGCUAUGCUUUUUUUAUUACUUUAUUCUCAUGAAUACGCUUCAUAUAGUGAGGAUUUCAAUAAAAAGAACACAUGGAAACGAUUAUUGAAUGGUCAUGAACAUGGCGACGCCUUAGUAACGAUUACCACAGGCCACAUGACCGACGAUGAGGCAGAAGAUGUUGGUCUCGUUCCAACACAUACAUACGCAGUGUUAGAUGCCCGGAAGAUUAAUGGUUUGCAAUUAUUGCAGGUUAAAAAUCCUUGGAGUGUGAAGCGAUGGACAGGACCAUAUAGCCAUUUAGAUGCAAUUAAUUGGACGCCUGAACUAAUGUCAUUGUUAGAGUAUGAUCGAUUACAAGCAAUUCACAAUGAUGACGGAAUUUUUUGGAUUGAUUUUGAUUCUGUAUGUAAAAAUUUUUAUUUGAUACAUAUGAGCUGGAAUCCUGAACUCUUCAAAUAUCAUUAUACAUUACAUUCAUCGUGGCCUUUAGAUUCUUCAGUACUUAAGGAUAAAUUAAAUUUAGGAAAUAAUCCACAGUUCUGCUUAGAAAUAAAAAAUGAUACAAAGGAGGAUUCAGCAACCCGUAUUUUAUUAUCUAAACAUAUUAUGAAGACUGGGAAGAACAGAGAUUUUAUUACCCUUCAUUUAUAUAACGAUUCUGAUGGAAAAAAGGUUUAUUACCCAGAUGCUCCUUGGAAAAAGCUUCGUUUUAAUGCACCGCCUGGAAUAAGCCGAUACACAAUUGUGGUCGAUAAAAGUCAAGAGGUCGACAAAAAUCAAGAAAUGAAAUCCUUGGAGUUUACUUUAAAAUGUUAUUGCGAGUCACAACUCAAAUUAACAGAAAUUCAAACAAAUUAUCCAAUUGAGAAACAAGUAGUUGGUAAAUGGACUACUCACACUGCAGGAGGAAAUCCGAGUGAAAUCACAUAUUUAAACAAUCCACAAUAUCGCUUAUCCAUAACACCCCCAAGUUGUACCUCACCCACGGAUAAACUUCGGAUACAGCUUAUGCUAAAAGGACCGAAAAAGUAUGCAAUGCAUGUUAAAUUAGUCCGGGGUAAUGGUAGAAGAAUCACAAGCGUUUUGGCCAAAGAUAUUCUUAUUCAGUCUAUUGGUUAUCGUUAUGGGUUUUGCUAUUGUGAAAUGGAGGAUAUACGACCUGGCGAUUAUACUAUCGUCAUAUCAACACUUGAACCUGGUCUUGUUGGUGAUUACGUUUUAACCGUUGCGUCAAACGUUAAAUUUAAUCUGAAUUCAAUACCUCUUGAAGGCGCAGGCUUGUUCAGGAGAGAUAUUCAUGGUGAAUGGAUAAUGGGAGUAAAUGCAAUGGGUUGUGUUAAUAACACUGACUAUAAUAAAAAUCCAUGCUAUCACAUAAAAGUCAUGGAAAUGUCUACUAUAAAAAUUCGGCUUCAAGCUCCUGAUAUAAAACCAUCGCCAAUGCUUAGUGUUAAAAUAUAUGAAAAGCAUCCAACUAAACCUUUGGGCAAUGAAGUUGGAGAUUCAGGACCUUAUGCAAACUAUCCUCAAGGGGUUUGUACAGGUGAUGUUACAUUGCCACAUAAUAACGAAGGUAGAAUGUUUAAUUGUAUUGUAAAUGGUGUUUAA